Messenger RNA from Physcomitrium patens, 3434 nucleotides. The record is from RefSeq and is a predicted model, not a curated record. NCBI's taxonomy places the organism in Eukaryota, Viridiplantae, Streptophyta, Bryopsida, Funariales, Funariaceae.
AGGGGUGUUAAAAAUCUACAAAACCUUCCCAAGCGAGGUUUAAGUAGCUUCUAUUCUCCAAAGAUUAUUGCAGUUCCUACCCCGUGAUUCAGACUGCAUUUUCUGUUUGUUUGUGUUUUGUGAAACUGAGAGUAGAAUACUUCGAAUAUUCAUUACGUAUGAAUACCUAGCCGCAUGUAGAUUCAUCCAAGAUAGGUGGGUCAUUCUGUCUUCAUCUCCACAGCACGGGAUCCGACAUCGAUGCACUUACGCGGGGUGGCGAGAGAGGAUUUUGCUGCUGUCCAUUGUCAUUUUAGCGAAUCGUAGCUUUUUGUGCGCUACAGCGUCCGAUACAUCAGGGGGUAGAUCGGCGGCAGUAGUUGUAGAUGCAGCGGGUCAUUCGCUAGGAUGAGGAUGAGAUUCGUCAGCAUUUGAUCUGUUGGCAUAUCCGUAAAAUUUGGAGGCGAAGAGGGAUGGGGUUAUGUCAGCCGACUCUGUUGCGAGGCGCUGGAGCCUGACGAUCGAGUAAGUUCCGCUUCCGACAUGUGUUGUGGAUGAGAGAGAGAGAGAGAGCGGUUACUAGCUCAAUGCAAUGGACAUCUUUAUACUUGCUAUUCAUAGGCUGCUGGAAAUGCUUCAUGGCAUACUCCCAAGGGGUGAUAUCGUAUAAUACUUAUUUUACUCGGUAAUUUGUUGGAGAUCCGUUGUACCUGGUGGGGCUUUUCCAUGCAUGUGACAAGAGCUUGGAGCACGGGACUCCACUAUGGGGCGAGCCAGAGGCAGGUCGAGGCAACCAGUUUGCCCAGGAAUCCCCACUCUUUCUUUAGUGUGCUUUGGUGCUCUCAUCGUGCUGGCGGUCUUGUCUUUGCUUUCGGGCCGUUUGCUUGACAUGCAGAAUUCAAAAGAUUACCCAGAAUCUCGACCAGAUGCAAAUGACCCGUUUCGCGAUGAAGACUUUGUGACCAUCGAAGAAGAAAAUGUAACCAGAGCUUUGUUGACAAGCUCUUGGAAUGUGCCAGACCAGUGGGAUGCAACUGCUCAACACAUUUGGGAUGCAGAGAACUCUGAGUACUACUAUGGGUGCAGUGAGCCCUCGAAAGAUUACCAAAUUGGUCCUAGUUCACAGAUCAACGGGUAUCUUCUGAUUGCAGCUAGUGGUGGCCUAAAUCAGCAAAGAACAGGGAUAACUGAUUCUAUUGUUGUUGCUCGACUAUUGAAUGCAACCCUAGUUGUUCCACAACUUGACCAUCGAUCAUACUGGAAAGACAACAGCAAUUUUAGUGACAUUUUUGAUGUGGACUGGUUUAUUAAAUCCGUAUCUCCUGACGUGAAAGUGAUCAAGGAACUGCCUCAAAGUGAUAGGAAGUAUCUCUUAAAGCAGUUGUACAGUCAGCGUGUCCCACGAAAGGUUCCACCGCACUAUUAUCUUACACGCAUUCUGCCCAAUUUGAAAAGGAGACAUUUUAUCAGGCUUACCAAAUUCGACUACCGACUUGCCAACAGGUUGGAUGCAGAUUUUCAGAAGCUGAGAUGCCGCACAAAUUAUAAGGCACUGCGUUUUACCCAACCUAUUCAAAAUAUGGGACAAACCAUUGCAGAUCGGAUGAGAGCUAAGGGUGGGCGAUACAUUGCAUUGCAUCUAAGAUAUGAAUCUGAUAUGUUGGCAUUUUCGGGCUGCUAUUACGGUGGCGGUGAGAAAGAGAAAAGGGAAUUGGGCGCUAUUCGCAAACGGUGGAAGACGCUGCAUUAUCACGAUCCCGAGCGAGAAAGACGCAAUGGAAAGUGCCCUUUGACCCCCGAAGAAGUUGGUCUUAUGCUACGCGCACUUGGCUAUGGCAACGAUUCGUAUUUAUACGUGGCGUCUGGUGAAGUUUACAACGGGGAGGCUUCAUUGGCACCAUUGAAAGCCAUGUUUCCUAAUUAUUACACCAAAGACACAAUAUCAAACCAGAAGGAGCUACAACCUUUUUUGAAGUACUCGUCGCGAAUGGCUGCUAUUGACUACAUUGUCUGUUCAGGAAGUGAUGUCUUUGUGGCCAAUAAUAAUGGAAAUAUGGCCCGAAUAUUAGCUGGUGAAAGACGCUACAAUGGCCAUAAGCGAACAAUUAGACCUAAUGCCAAGAAACUAGGGAGGCUUUUGCCUGCUAGGCACAACAUGUCAUGGGCAGAGUUUGCCGAAAACGUGCGACAUUUUCAGAAGGGUUUCAUGGGUGAUCCAAUGGAGGUGAGGGCUGGUCGCGGCGAGUUUCAUGAGAACCCAGCAGCAUGUAUAUGUGAAAAACCUGAAGCAAAGGAGAAGCUUCGGCACUGGCGAGAACAGCAGGCAAAGAAGCCGAAAAAACCGCAAGAAGCUACUGAAAUUCUGGGACAAGACCCCGUCAUUCCUGUAGAAGAUAGAAUAGACGCUGAAGAAGAGGAAGACGAGGAAUUACCUCUGGUGAUUGAAGAUGAGCAGUCAAAUAAUGAAACAGAGGUGACCGGUAUGGAGGAUUUGCUUCUAGAGACAGAAGAUUCCAAUGAGCAAGAAAAUGGUGAUGGAGAUGCUGAUGGUGAUGAAGAUAACAACUUUUGACACUCUCGAAGGUGCUGAAGUUUCCCUUGAAUUGAUGCAAACAUGAACGCAUCAAGCGUGAGAGAAGACUUGUAAAGCUACUAAAAAUUGUGCCAAUGAACGCGUGGUGAAUUUGUGAACGAUGUAUCGAGGCAUCACCGAGACACAGCAUUCUUAACACUUUCACUCACUUUCCAAAAUUUCGGGGCCUCUGUUCAUCUUUGUCGACGUGUAGUACGAGAGGAAGGCUUGAAGCAUCCAGUGUGGGUAGUGAAGAUUUGGUUAAUGAUGCUGGAAUCGCAAUUCUGCGGCUACGUCCCGUAAGUGCCAAAAUCCUGCGUAGGCCUACUAAGACGUGGGUGGUGGUUUUGCCGAAUCCUGGAUACUAGAUGGCGAGGUUUGUAGCCGGAUUCGUAUGAGUAGGAAUGUUCACCUCGUUCGGAACCCAGUGUCUCAUGGAGUGUCGAGAUGUGGUCAUUUUGUCAUGAAACUAUUUUGAGCUACCUCUCUCUUUGUUGUUUUUGCGCCGCAUAUAUCAUGCUCAGCUCAUGACUCGUUGAGUGUGAAGAAAAUAUAAGUGAUGGAAAUCACCUAAGAUACCUUUUUCAUUUUUCUCUCUUAACUUGGUUAGCGCUUUUAAUACUUUGUAGUGAUAAGGGUAGGUAAGUAGAUGGGUAGACGUAGACAACCAGGGCUAGUGACCACAUUCUUUUUCAACUCUUACAUAAAAAUUAUUGUAGAGCUAGCAUGAUACAGAUCUUGUCAGAGGUUGGCAUUAUUCUUUCGGCUGUUUGAUGCUCUUUAAAAAACUGUGAAGACCACCAUCCUCUACCUCUCACUCUUGGAAGAGGUACUGCUUGAAGGUUCAAUUCUCAACAAGGAGCAAUUCUGCAAUGGAUAGCAA